ACUAAUUAGUAAUUACCACCCAUAAUGGGAAACUGCAGCUCCUCCGAUUCCACUCAGCUUGCCACGGCCAAACUCCUUCUGCAAGACGGGAGGCUGCAGGAGUUCUCCUAUCCGGUAAAGGUUUCCUUCCUCUUGCACAACUAUCCCGCCUGCUUCAUAUGCAACUCCGACGAAAUGGAAUUCCACGACGUCGUUUCGCCCAUCCACGAGGACCAAGUGCUGCAACCCGGACAACUCUAUUUCGCGCUUCCAUUGAGUCUCUUGAGGCACUCUUUGCAGCCUCACGAGAUGGCUGCAUUGGCCGUCAAGGCCAGCUCCGCGCUCAUGAAAACCGCCCACAAAUGCGGCUCUCGCCGAAAACAGAUUUUGUUCUCUAACGAAUAUGACUCUAACCCUAAGCGCGUGUCUCCCACACUCGCUGCUGAUGCCGGAACUGUACAUAGGAGAGGAAGAGCCACUGGCGCUUCCGGUGGUAAGGGGAGGUUUGCGGCGUUGUUGAGUUCGAUACCGGAGUAGGGGCUGUUUUGGAAGAAAAUUAUACGGUGGUGAUUUUGUUCGUUUGUAUAUAAAUAGUUUUUCUAAAAAAAGCUGUUUCAGAUGAAGCGAUUAGAUUCUUGGAGAUGAACUAAGUCGUUCGUGUUUUAGCAUGAAAAUGUUUUUUAUUUCUUUUUUUUAACAUUCUUUUUGCUUUAAGUUAAGUUUUAAAUAUAUAAUUAUAUUAUAGAUUUGGAGAAAAGACUUUGUGUUCAAGUAAUUCUAUAAAAGUUGAGUAAGAUUAUUUCUUAUA
This is a messenger RNA of Glycine soja, 787 nucleotides long. RefSeq lists its product as uncharacterized. NCBI's taxonomy places the organism in Eukaryota, Viridiplantae, Streptophyta, Magnoliopsida, Fabales, Fabaceae. The transcript has a single exon. Bases 25 to 516 code for a protein of 163 amino acids. The record is from RefSeq and is a predicted model, not a curated record.